Molecule: messenger RNA, 870 nt
Organism: Fonsecaea erecta
Lineage: Eukaryota; Fungi; Ascomycota; Eurotiomycetes; Chaetothyriales; Herpotrichiellaceae
Exons: 3
Coding region: 1-870 (289 amino acids)
Source: RefSeq, a predicted model, not a curated record
AUGACUUCGACAGAAGAUCUCCGCAUCUCCUCACUCUUCGAUGUCAGCAACCAUGUUGUGCUGGUCACUGGAGGAGCGACCGGACUGGGUGAGAUGGCAGCUCAAGGAUUUGUCCAGAACGGCGCCCGUGUUUUCAUUGCCAGUCGCAAAGAGUCCGAAUUGAAAAAGACAUCAGACCGACUGAAUGGCCUGGGACCGGGCAAGUGCGAGUACAUCGUCGCCGACUUGAAGGACAAGGCUGGCUGUGACGGGCUGGUCAAGGAGGUGAAGAAGCGAACGGAUCGUCUGACGGUGUUGGUCAACAACACGGGUGCUACAUGGGGAGCUCCCUAUGAUGACUUCCCAGAAAGCGGAUGGGAUAAGUUGAUGGCACUGAAUGUCAAAUCCAUCUUCUACACGACGGUCGGAUUGCAUGACCUGCUGCUCAAGGGGACCAACGCCGACACGCCCUCGCGAGUUAUCAACAUCGCUUCCAUGGCCGGAAUCCAGACGAGCGACGUCACCACAACGGGAGAAGGCGGACUUUCCGCACCGGGUCACGGCACUUUCAGCUACGGCCCAUCAAAGGCUGCGUGCAUCCAUCUCAGCAAGUUACAAGCUUCCAAAUUGGCCCCAUUGAACAUCAUGGUCAAUUGCAUCUGCCCUGGCGUUUUCCCAUCUCGAAUGACAAACUUUGGCAUUCAAAAGUACAUGGACACAUUGCUCGAACGCCAGCCUACCGGACGAGUGGGCAAGGCGUCUGACUUUGCAGGACUGGUCAUCUUCCUCAGCAGCAAAGCAUCAGCCCAUAUGACGGGUAAUGUGAUUGAGAUUGAUGGCGGCAGCACCCUCACUGGCUGGAGAGCGAAGAAGAGGGACAACAAGAUCUAG